CUUCUCAGUAUAUUGAAAAGCAGUUAGAACUCCACUGAGGUAUCGGAUGAUGCAGUGAGAGAAAGAGAAGGUGUUUGUGAUUCACGUUGAUUCGCCGUGAAUAAGUUUUUUAGUCACUCAGGAGUGUUUUCACGUUUUCACUGAAGGAACUUUUCCGAACGGUUUAAUCUGCGUUUAGUCUAUCCUUUUCAUAUCCUAUUACUUGAUCAGGGGAAGUGAGUGGGGUUAGCCUUCCCUCUGAGCCGUGUGGUGUCGCGUUAGGGGUGGCGUUCAGACUCAGUCAGAAUCAGAUUAAGAAGAGAUUAUCCGUGACAGUAAAGAGAUAAAAUAUCUCCUAUGAGUAUGGGCUUCUCAAUUUUCUGACAAACCGCCACUCAAAGACCUACGGUCACCGUGCGCUGUGGAGCUUAAUAAACGAACGAACGUGUCCUCAGAGCUUCUGUAGCCUAUCUACAGACGGACAAGGCUGCCUUUUUGGAGUAAUUUUCCGUAGUAAUUUCUGGAUUUCAGUUUUUUUUAAUUUUUUUUUAUCGAAUAUUCAAAUGAAAAAUGUGAUUUUAUAGUGUAAAUAAUAGACGUUCGAUGAUGAUUGUGGAUAACUGAAGGGGUUGAUACAACGCAUUAUAGGCUACCUACCAACCUCCCGGGUGUGUCGCGGGCGUCUAGGAUGUAGGGAUGAUCCCCGUGGGACGACUAAAGACUCAGCCACAACUGUGGCAGAUAGAGAGAGACCAUCACCCAUGGGUGUGGAUGCUGCCCAGCCCUGCUCCGGCCCCCCCCUCGGGUCUCUGCCGAAUGGGCGCCGUGGCCCCGACUGCCGCGCCGCACCAUCACCCCCCGUUCUUCCUCGCCCCCCACCGACAUCAUCCUCCUCCGAUGUUCCAGACCGUCUCCAGCUGGCAGCUCUCCUGUGAUCCCUACCUGCCACUGAGGAUCCCGGCACACACGGCCGCUAACCCAGGGAUGAGUCAGUUCUCCCCGCAGAACAUUCAGUGGGAGCUGCCAUCUCUACAUCACGUGGUCGGGUUUCAGCCUUCUGCCAACGUCGAACUCGUGCCUGUAUUCCCCCAUGUGUACCGCUCGCUGCUUCCUCCUCACCUGGGCAAGGGAUGGGUGGAGAAACGUGUCCCCGACUACAAGGUGUACUUGAACAACACUCUCGCGCUGGACACAGCCUGGCUCACUCCAGAGGAAAUAGGCGUGUUCCAGCGGCAAGAAAAAACGCUGCUGAUGACAAAUCAAAUGGCAAUGAGUAUAUCUAGGCCAGCAGCCGCCUCCAGGAGCCUCCGUACUCUUCUCGUGUCACCCAGACGCCUGUCAGGUUGUCCAGUGGCCAUAAAGAGAGUGGGCAGCAACAAGAGAAUUGCUCUGGCAGCAGCUGCUAUGAUGGCCAUGGAGUCAGAUCCUGCCGGACUCCAGGGGCCUUCACCCUCCUCGUCUUCCUCUUCUUCCGCUCCUUUCAUCCAUCCCCUCCACCUCUUCCAGUUGUCACCUAUCAAGAUUCCGUUCCACCUGACUCCACCAGGCCCAGGGUCCCGUGCCAGCUGGGAGAACUUGCUGGGUCCCCUUCUACCAGCCCAGCUGGCCCGGAUGACGUCACUGUCAGGGCCAGGUGUGGCACUCAUGACCGGAGAUUGGAGACCUCACUCUACAUCAGAUAAGCGGUUAGCCAGGAGAAAAAUGUCAUGUUCCACUGCGUUGGUGUUGCACACAGAGCAGAAGACAACUAAUGAAGCACACACUGAGCAGGAGAUGGUAAAGGCGUCGGUGGAGGAGAAUGUUGGGCCUAAAGACAAGCGACCAGUAGCUUCCACACCUGUUCCUGGGUCUCCAUGGUGUGUGGUGUGGACCGGGGAUGACAGAGUGUUCUUCUUCAACCCAACCAUGCAGCUCUCCGUGUGGGAGCAGCCUGUCGAUCUGAAAGACCGCGGAGAGGAUCUCAAUAGGAUUAUAGAAGAUCCCCCGCAUAAACGCAAAAAGGAUUCAUUUUCCACAGAGGAUGGUUCUAGCUCUCCGUCUGCCGACGACGAUGACGACGAGGAGCACAGUUCGAAAACCAAACGGAACAAACUGGAGGAACCUGCUGAUGGCAGUCAGGACCUGACAGAGAUGUCAGGGUCGGAGACGUGCAACGCUCCUCUCCAUCGGGCCGUUCUGCCAUUUGAACUACGUGUCUCACACUUCAGGGACAUGCUCCUUGAAAGAGGGGUUUCAGCGUUUUCUACAUGGGAAAAAGAACUGCACAAAAUUGUGUUCGAUCCACGGUAUCUUCUACUCAACUCGGCAGAGGAGAGGAAACAGGUGUUUGACCAGUUUGUCAAAGCCAGGAUGAAUGAAGAAUACAAGGAGAAAAAGAGUAAACUGCUGCAAGCAAAAGAGGAAUAUAGAAAACUUCUAGAGGAGUCAAAAAUCACAUCAAGGUUCUGUAUGUUGUCUCUGGAGGAUGAGUGCAAAGGCAGGCUGUGAUGAAAAGACAAGGCAUGUCUGCCGUGUGGAGUAACUCUCCGUUUGAAGUUUGUUCUUUUUAGAUGGUAUGAUAGAACUACACCACUCCACUGCCAGAAUGUUUAAUCCAAUAUUCAUUUGCAACCACUUUGUUACCCCAAGGACAUUAGUUAAUCGCGUGCAGGUGCAAGGUAUAUAAAAUAUAUUUUUUAUUUUUUUAUUUUUUAUCAAGCUAUACAACAAAAUAAACAAAUGCUCAAUUACCAAUAUUGAUCCAGUUCUUUUGUAAAAAAUCAGGCAGGAGUCAAUUAUUAACCUUUUACUCCGGGGAUGAUGAAACAGCAUUUUUUAAAAGGUUUCUCUUCUCUUUCUCUUGCACAGUUCUAUAUGGAAAAAAUAACAUGCACAAGCGUAUAAAUGCUAUGCAUAUGUGUAUAUAGAUUAUUCACUGACUAUCUCUUUAGGUGGUGACUAAGUGUGUGGAAAACCUCUUUAUUCUGUGACUUCCUUUAAAGUGGAACUGACAGCUUUUUCAAAACAAGGAAUCCUAGUCAAAUAUGUUAAAUUACGCCCACAGGAAUAAUAUUACGCCUUUUUUCAAAUCUUCUGACAAGCGAGCACAGACAUUUCCAUGUUUUCCUACAAUCAAAGGGAGGUUUGGGAAGGACAGAGGAAGCAUUUAUGAAAAUUCUAUAGCAAUUUAGAGUGGGAAAGUGGACAAAUAAUAUACACUUCACUGAAACAAAAGUAAUAAAAAUGGUGUCAGUCUUGAACGGUAAACACACUGUGUGUGUGCUAUAUCCGCUCAAAGUCACACAACUUACUAUUAGCAAAUUAUCUGUUUGCCACAUGGCUCAUCUGGUGAAAUGAAUGGUGUUUUCCCAGGCAGUAGCCAAAGUGAAACUCUAGAUCAUUAGAAAGCAUCAGGCAAAGCCACACUAUUCACCUGAAUGUUUUACUGCAAAUACGUGAAUACUUGUGAGUGCUGUUCAUCCGUGUCAAAUACGUGAAUACUUGUGAGUUUUCUUCAUCUGUGUCAAAUAUGUGAAUACUUGUGAGUGCUCUUCAUCUGUGUCAAAUACAUGAAUACUUGAGUGCUGUUCAUCCUGUGUGUCACCCUGGUUCCAAUCCACUUGACCACAACUAAAAUGGAACUGGACUGUCUGCUCAUGGUGCCCAUUUCAUCAAUACCAAACGCAUUUGAUUGACAAUAAGAGAUAUGCAAACUAAGCUAUUAGUUCCUCAUGUACUUCGUCCUUAUUUGUACUUAUUCCUUUCCUGACAUUUGGUUUCCAAUUCUCUUUAUUAAAUAGAAAAAACAAGAAUAAACAAGGGUUUACCGCGUGAGUGCAUGUUUGUGUGUCUUUAAACUAUGAUUAUCUAACAUGGCAGAAACAUGAAGUACUAACUUUAGUCUCUUCUGAUUUUCCUCAGAAAGGAUAGACUUUUCUAAUGAUCCCGAGCUCGCUCCCACAUCUUUCUCAAUAAAGAUAAU
Molecule: messenger RNA, 3940 nt
Organism: Esox lucius (northern pike)
Lineage: Eukaryota; Metazoa; Chordata; Actinopteri; Esociformes; Esocidae
Product: transcription elongation regulator 1-like protein
Exons: 14
Coding region: 676-2466 (596 amino acids)
Cellular component (GO): nucleus
Molecular function (GO): transcription coregulator activity; RNA polymerase binding
Source: RefSeq, a predicted model, not a curated record